AUGUGGCUAUUUUAUACAUUAUUUAUUUGGUUAUUUGUUUCAAUUAAUGCAUUAGAGAAAAAAAUCUAUGAACAAAAAUUAUCAUCAGUUGAUGCUGAAAUCAUUUCUUUUGCUAGUUCAUCAUUAACAAAAUAUUUUCGUUCUGAAGAUCAUAUUCAUGCAACACAUAUUAUUCAUAUAAAAACUGCUGUUGAUUUAGAGAUUAGUCGUCAAAUAUUUACAGUACAUUUUCAAGUUAGCUCAACUGAUAGUGAUAUUAAAUAUGAAUGUCCAGUUUCAGUUUAUGAUGAUCCUAUUGGACAUAUUCGUGCUCUUGUUCGUUCAAUAAUGUGUAUUUCACUUGAACAAGAUCCUCAAAAUCCACAGUUAAUUGGUGGAAAUAUCCAACGUAAUGCAAACAAGAUUCCUUAUCCACUUUUAUAUGGUGCAAAAAUUCCUGUUGAACAUAUCAGUAUUGAAGAAGUAAAUGAUUAUGACACAUAUUUAUUUAAUAGUUUUCAAAGACUUCAUCAAAAACUCUAUCUUAAUGAUAAAGAAAAAGAAAAGCGAUUUCAAAUAUUUAAAGAUAAUUUAAAUCGAAUUGAAGAAUUAAAUGAGAAAGAAGAAGGCACUGCUAUAUAUGGAAUAACACAUUUAAGUGAUCUUAAUGAAGAAGAAUUUACUCAAUAUUAUUUAAAUGAACGUCUUUCAUUAUCAAAACAUAUUUCAAAAGCUCCAACAUCUGUAAAAGAUCCAUUAAAAGUUUCACCAGAGGCAUUUGAUUGGCGUAAUCAUAGCGCCGUUACUGAUGUUAAAAAUCAAGGUCAAUGUGGUUCAUGUUGGGCAUUUAGUGUCACUGGAAAUAUUGAAGGAGUUUGGAAAGUCAAGAAAGGAGACUUAAUUCCUUUAUCUGAACAAGAAUUAGUUGAUUGUGAUAAAGUUGAUGAAGGCUGUAAUGGAGGAUUUAUGACUGAUGCUUAUGGACAAAUAAUCAAUAUGAGUGGACUUAUGACAGAAGCAGAUUACAAAUAUGAAGGAAAACAACAUAAUCAAUGUUUAUUAGAUAAAACAAAAAUAAAAGUUAAUAUUGAUGGAUAUUUAAAUAUAACAUCGGAUGAAAAUGAAAUGGCAGAAUGGUUGGCAAAUAAUGCACCAAUUUCAAUUGGAUUAAAUGCAAAUAUGAUGCAGUUUUAUUUUCGUGGUAUUGCACAUCCUCAUCGUACCUUCUGUAAUCCACAAGGACUUAAUCAUGGAGUUUUACUUGUUGGUUAUGGUGUUGAAGUAAAAAAAUCCAAAUCAAUUCCAUAUUGGAUUAUAAAAAAUAGUUGGGGUCCACAUUGGGGUGAAAAAGGUUAUUACCGUUUAUAUCGUGGUGAUGGAACAUGUGGAGUUAAUUUAAUGUGUUCAUCAGCUAUUGUUAAUUAA
This is a messenger RNA of Adineta steineri, 1404 nucleotides long. Lineage: Eukaryota; Metazoa; Rotifera; Eurotatoria; Adinetida; Adinetidae. The record is from the annotation of a GenBank genome assembly.